This is a messenger RNA of Camelina sativa (false flax), 2512 nucleotides long. The record is from RefSeq and is a predicted model, not a curated record. NCBI's taxonomy places the organism in Eukaryota, Viridiplantae, Streptophyta, Magnoliopsida, Brassicales, Brassicaceae.
CAAUUUGUUUUGCUUUUCUUUCUUUUUUAUACAAUUUCCUUUAUAAAAAAUGGAACUUUUUUUGGUUAUAUGGUAAAUUACACAUUGCCGUCUCCUCCUAAUAAUCCUCUUUUCUGUUCCCAUUUGUGUUGUUGUUGGUUGUGGCUUUUGCUUCCUUCCUUUUUCCUCAUUCUCUCUUCCUUCCCUUCCUUCUCCUCCUCUCUCCACAAAGCGUCUCCCCCAUUAGGCACAUUGUUGAGAGCAGGGAAGUCUCGUGAGUUCUCUUCCCUCGAGUGUAACUGUGGUUAACGCUUAGCCAAGAUGCAGGGAGAGAGGGCCAGUCUUGGCUAUUUAUCAGAGGCCUUGAAUUUUGAGCAUGGUUCUUCUUCGAGUAAUGGUGUGAUAGGUCAUUGGGAGAAUAUUCACAGUCUUGGUGAUAAUGACUUGCAGGAUUACAUGAUUGCAAACUCUGAAUCAAACGCUUCGCUUGCAAACUCAGUUUAUCGUGAGCAGCAGGAUUUACGCAGAUUUGGCCACGGUGAGGCUAGCUCUAGUGGCACAAAGGAUGAACCUGCCAGUCACAAUGAGCAAAGAAUGGAAACUAGAUGCUUUGACGGACGAAGGAAUGAAAUAAUUGAUUUAGAUCCAGUGUUUGGGCAACCAUCAGGCACAAAUCAACCUGUUCAGAAUGUCAAUCUGAAUGCAGAAUAUAUAGAAAUUCAUGAUGAUAUUAGUCCAUAUAGGGGUCGGUCUGGUUUCUUAGAAGCUAAUGGACCAGGGACCAGGGUUUCACAACCAGUCAGAUCUUUUGAAGAGAACAGUCUUGGAACAGGUUCUUCUGUAGAGGGUCGUCGUAUGUCGAAUUUAUCAAGACUCUUACCAGGAAAUCAACAUUCAUUAGACCUGAGACCUGGACAGUCAUUUGUCUUUUCUCGUAGCCCAAAUGCGCCUGCUGUGGGAAUACCACCUGUGUCAAGGACCAUGCUACCACCAUUUCAGUGGACUGAGGGCUCACUAGCGGGUGGAACAUCGAACUCUACUGCGCCUGUUGAGAGAAAUCUUCAUCUAGAUGAAACAAGGACGAGAAGCACAUCCGGGAAUAUUCAAGAGAAUCUCAUGUUUGUUCCAGGUCCUGAACUCAGAAAUUUGGCCCGUAGUCAGAGUAACAGAAAUGUAACAAGUGGAAACCUGAAUAUUGCAUCAUCAUUGCCUAGGACAGGCUCAACAACAGGUGUUCCAGCACCAUCUUCUAACCUAGCGUGGACUCCUUACCAUAGUUCACCACAUUAUCAAAGAAGAAGGUCAGAAAGGUCUGAACUUGUCCGUAGGUCCUUGCUUUCUUCCCUUGCAGUAGAUGCUACAAACCAGAGAUCUGGUGAUCAUCCAACACUUCGUCCGUUGUCCCCUCCUGCCCCUCCGGAUGGGCUUGUACUUCAGCCGGGUGGUGAUAAUAGUCAGAUGCAUAAUCGGGCUUACGCGAGAGCAGGUCCGUGGUUUGAUAGGCAAGGCGAUAGUGUGGUUGGUAUUCCUCAUUCUUUGCGGGCCUUGGCAGCUGCAAGCAGAGGAAGAAGCAGACUUAUGGUGUCCCAGAUGCAGAAUGUGUUGGAUGUCAUGCGUAGGGAUGCUAAUAAUAACUUGCGGCUUGAGGACGUCAUGCUUCUAAAUCAGUCAGUGCUGUUUGAUGGGGCUGCUGGUAUUCAUGACCGAUAUAGAGACAUGCGGCUUGAUGUAGACAACAUGUCAUAUGAGGAAUUGUUGGCACUAGAAGAGCGGAUUGGAGAUGUUUGUACGGGUGUAAACGAGGAAACCAUAUCAAACCGGUUAAAGCAACGAAAGUACAAAAGCAACACAAAGUCUCCACAAGAUGCAGAGCCAUGCUGUAUUUGUCAGGACGAAUAUACUGAAGGAGAAGACAUGGGGACACUAGAAUGUGGGCACGAGUUCCAUAGCCAAUGCAUAAAAGAAUGGCUGAAACAGAAGAAUCUUUGUCCAAUCUGCAAGACCACAGGCUUGAAUACCGCCAAGAAGCGGAGGAUAGGAUGAUGAUGAUAUCUCAAGAGAAGCUUCUUUUUUUUUUCUUUAACAAUUCAUUUUAUAAUCAAAAAAUGAAAGAAACCGAAGACACCCUCAAGCCCCCCACCACACCACCAUUGCAGAGCCAGGCAAGUUGGUUCCCAAUUUUUUUUUUUUUUUUAAAAUAGAAUUUGUUCGUAUUUAUAUAAGCUGAGUAUGGAAGAUGGAAAGAUUUGGAUUGAAGGCAAAGAUGGAGGGUUGAUAGGGAAAUGUUGUUUUUCUUUUUCUGGAUUUGUUUGGAUAAUUUAAUUCUACCCAUUGUCAAUUAAGUUUAUGAAACCUUUUGAAAGAAGCAGGAAGUUGAAUCGGCCGAUUUUGAGAUUAUACAUCGAUUGAAAGCCCAUAUAUAUUGUUUUGGGUUACUGGCUUUGGUUGUCUUUUAGUUUGCACUAUACAGUUUGGCUACAAUGAUUUCAGGGUGCAAAUUGUUGCAAUUUUAAAGGAACAAAUUCGAGGUGAA